Hippocampus comes (tiger tail seahorse) is the source of this 679-nucleotide messenger RNA. It is a transcript of the gene hint3, whose product is annotated as histidine triad nucleotide binding protein 3. The transcript is spliced from 7 exons. Lineage: Eukaryota; Metazoa; Chordata; Actinopteri; Syngnathiformes; Syngnathidae. Bases 24 to 638 code for a protein of 204 amino acids. Gene Ontology annotation, molecular function: catalytic activity. The record is from RefSeq and is a predicted model, not a curated record.
UUUUUAAUAUUAAUCCGUUCCGGAUGCCGGGACAUGGCGUAAAAAAGUGGACACAAAAGAGGACGCUGAUAGUUUCCGAAGGUAGUUCGAUAACUUCUGGGAUCGACUGUGUUGGUCUUCCUGUCUCACUCUUCAAAAUGGAGGGGAGCAACGUUACCGUGAUACAAACUGAUCCGGGUAUUUUCGAGAACAAGGUUUUAGCCGAAGGAUAUGACAAAAAAUGUAUUUUUUGCAGGAUUGUUAAUCAUGAAAUGGACACGGAACUUCUCCACUGUGAUGAGGAUAUCUCAUGUUUCCGAGACAUCAAGCCUGGAGCGCCGCACCAUUACCUAGUUGUCCCGAAUAAACAUGUUGGAAACUGCAAAACACUUCGCAAAGAACACGUUCCCUUGGUGAAGCAAAUGGGGGAGAUAGGGAAGGAAAUUCUACAGAAAAACAAUGUGACUGAUUUGAGUGACGUCAGGUUUGGGUUCCAUUGGCCCCCUUUCUGUUCAGUCACACAUCUACACCUUCAUGUUCUGGCACCUGCCAGCCAGAUGAGCUUCAUGUCACGCCUGUUCUACAGACUAAAUUCUUACUGGUUCAUUACAGUUGAGCAACUGAUAGAGCUUCUCAACUCAAAAGAAGAAACCAGCUGAAUAUGUACAUCGGAUCAAUCUCAGUUGGUGUACCUGUGCCU